UUACUGUGUAGUGUUUAACUUGAGCCCGUAUAAUCUUCUGCGAGUAUCUGUAGAAGGGACUGUGUGUCUGCUUUACGAUCACGUGUAGGAACCGGCUCUCCACAAUGAAUCAUUACGGUGUAAUUGCAGUAUCUGUCAACAUGUGUAACUGGUAAAACUCAGGGUUUUAACCAAACUGUGCAUGAUGUCAGUGCAGUUAAUCUCAUUGGUUGACGUGAGACGAGCCACAGGACAACUGAAGACGUUCUUUGGUGAAACAGAGAGUUGAGUGCGGUGGCAUUGGGCACUGCCCACAAAUUCUUUCAUUAAGCGAAGAAGCGAUGCCCUCCCUGACACUCUUCGGCCGCAAGUGGCUGGUGGCUUCGGACGACCUCGUGUUCCCAGGGAUCUUCGAGUUUGUCUUCAGGUUCAUAUGGGUGGUCCUGCUUUCCCUGGCCUGCGCCCGCUACUUUCCAUACACGUGGCAGUGCCCGGAAGGGGGUGUGUUUGUGCGGGUGUACAUGAUAGGGGUGCUGACUAUUCUGGUGUGUAACAUGGUCCUGUUGGUUCCGCUGGUGAAUAGGAGUGCGCAGGGCGCCAUUUUGGACACAGCGGCCAGACGCCUAGUUGCCCCACUACUAACAGUGAAGAUCCUACUACUCCUUCCAGAGGUUGGCUGGAACAUCAUGGGCACGAUGUGGCUGUUCGGGGAGACAGUGCAGUGCAGCAGUGAGCACUUCACCACGACUGUUACGGAAGGGCUGGUGCUAUUCAACUGGGUGCUCCUCGCACUGACUUUGUUCGGGCUUGCUGUCGUGUUCGACCCGCUGGGCUCCACGCGGUUCAGCGAGCAGGAAUCUACUUUGGAGACACUGCGGCACCGGAAACUGACGCGUCUUUGGAUGCGGCGCCUGCAGUGGACGUUCUGCUGGAUGCGGCGCGACAAACAUGGCAACGACGCCUUCUACCACAUGGCCAAUUUCUUCAGCUCGCUGUUCCGGGGAACUGACACGGUGCCUUCUGACUACAUGGCCGGCUUUAUCCUGAUGAGAGUCCGUCAGAAACGCGAGACCAGAGAGAGACGCAGACUCCAGCUCCUGGAUAAAGAGCCGCAGAAUGUGCAUGAUGUGCAGAAGGUGAUGGCAGAUGCACCAGACUGGAUGUCAUUGGAGCUAGCUCAUCAUUUUUUAAAACUGGCCAUGGCCGCCUACACAUGGCCAUUUGUUAUGUACAGAUAUCCAUUCAGUGGUCUGGCCAAACUCACGGCCAACAUGACAUGUUGCUCAUGCAUAAGAUCCAAGUCAACACUGGUGCGGGAGGACAACUGCUGCCUCUGCAACCUUGCAGGCGUCCGGUACCUCUCCAUGAUUGCUGAGGAAGAUAUUCUGUUUGCCUCAUUUCGGAACCGGAUAUUUGAGAUGCCGUACUAUGUGGUGGCAGACCAUAAAACUGGCAGUAUUGUCCUUGUGGUUCGUGGGUCCAUUUCUAUGCGUGACGUUUUCACAGAUCUAAAUGCAGGUGCGGAGAAGUUUGAAGCUGAAGGGCUUCCCCCCAACAGUAUGGCUCACAGAGGAAUGUCAAUUGGUGCACACUACAUCAAGACAGACCUAGAAGACUUGGGAAUAUUGACCAAGGCUUUUCUUCUCUAUCCACACUACAAACUUGCUAUAACAGGACACAGCCUUGGCGCUGCAGUGGCUGUCCUUGUAGGUUGCUUGAUCCGCCCCAAGUACCCAGAUCUGAGAGUAUAUGCACUGUGUUCUCCAGCAGCUGUACUAAGUCGUGAAGCAGCACGCUACACCGAAGACUUCACAUUCUGUGUUGGUGUUGGAGAUGAUUUUGUCAUGCGGCUAAGCAUUGACAGUGCUGAAGACCUGCGGACAAACCUGCACCAUGUGCUUGAGGCUUCUCGACUACCAAAAUACCGUAUAAUGCUGAAUGGAUUUGGAUAUGCUAUGUUUGGAGUCCCAACACGUGACCUGGAGACAACAUGGAAGAGUGAAUGCACUACACCGCCAGCACCAGGUCAUCUGCCCCUUCUGUUCAAACCUCUGGAACCCACUUCAUGGAGCGAGGUAUCUGUUCUGGAGAAAGAUGUGCCAGCUCGCCGUUUCUCUCGCACACGUCUCUUUUCACCAGGUCGCAUCCUUCAUAUCACCUACAGGAAGAAGACUGGAGCAGACAAGAAGUCUGGAGUUGGGGGAUCCAAGUUUGCAGUGCGCUGGGCAGUCGCUGAGGACUUCAUGCAGCUUGCAGUAAUGCCACGCAUGAUUCUUGACCACCUGCCUGAGAAUGUAGAGAAGGUGCUGGACACCAUCUUGAAGGAGCAGCGAGAACUGGAGCACCAUCGGCAACACCAUUCAUCAUGACACAGAUGGAUAGUACAAUACUUCAACUCACCUUUCUGUGAAACCUGUGUUUGUAACUGUCCAUACUGCAUUAGUACGUGGGAAUUGAGAGUAGACUUUGACCAGUAUUGCUACAGGGUUCUGCAUUACAUGUGAGAUACAGACAUGAGUUUUGAAACAUUGUAGUUCAUAGCAACAAUAACAGUUACACACACAAACAAUGAAUUUAACAACUUGAGAGUGAAUCAGGAAAGACUGAACAUAUAAGAAAUAAAGGGAUGAAAACUAAAGGUACUGAGAACCUGCGGACAAUUGGUAGUCAGCUGUGAAAUAAUUCUGGACCUACUGUCAUAACUCACAUGAAGUAUACUCUGCUUUAAGAUCUCAGAAGUGUGGAGAGCUUGGGGAAUAUAGUGCCUUGUGGUUUUACAUUGGAUACACAGUUCCUUGGAAAUAGUAAUACCCUAUAAUUUAUUUGUUAUGCUUAAUCAGGGAGAUUAUUUCCAAAUUGCAUGUGUUUUGUCAUCCCCAUUUCCACCAUGUCAGAGAAGAAAUAGUCUUCAAAUUUUGUAGAGCUUUCUGCAGGUGUCUUGAAUCAUGCUCUAAGAUUCGCUUAGAUGGAACCGGAAGCUGAAGUGUGGUUGAUAAAUUGUCAGGCAUUCUUCAUGUAAAAUAACGGGUUAAGUGGUGUUGCCAAUCCAUCCAAUUAUCCAUAUAUUCAUUAGCCCAUCUAUCCUGCCACAGGCCCACACAUGAGGCUACCCAGCAUUCUAUCCAUCUGUCCAGUUGCUGUCCCACUUUAUGUAAUGUUACAUGUAAAGAACACUUAAAAAAUCUGCAUAUGUAAGAUGAAGGGUGUGUUAAAUUUGAUUUUUCUAUGGUGCACAAAAAUCAUGGAAAUCAGUAUUUCUCAGUCUGCAGCCUUCUUCAGAACAUGUCGCUUUCUCCAUGUGCUCAUCAUUACCAACACAAAAGGAAUAAGGAAUAUUAGCUUAUAUUUACUGUUGGAAAAGCAUUAGAAUGAAUGGGAUUGUAACUAUAUUUGUGAAUCACACAUUCCCAGUGGUCUGCAAACCACAAUUUAAUGACCAUUGUCUUUUGGCAUGGUUUUUUAUUUUUCGUUAUUGUGACUCAAUUGUUUUAUAAGUCUGAAAUGAAAGACAAAUAAAGAGGUUAUUUAAUUU
Molecule: messenger RNA, 3511 nt
Organism: Cryptotermes secundus
Lineage: Eukaryota; Metazoa; Arthropoda; Insecta; Blattodea; Kalotermitidae
Product: sn1-specific diacylglycerol lipase beta
Exons: 15
Coding region: 321-2348 (675 amino acids)
Biological process (GO): lipid metabolic process
Source: RefSeq, a predicted model, not a curated record